Messenger RNA from Onychostruthus taczanowskii (white-rumped snowfinch), 3285 nucleotides. RefSeq names its product chromosome unknown C6orf132 homolog (gene CUNH6orf132). The coding region runs from base 1 to 3285 and encodes 1094 amino acids. The transcript is spliced from 5 exons. The record is from RefSeq and is a predicted model, not a curated record. NCBI's taxonomy places the organism in Eukaryota, Metazoa, Chordata, Aves, Passeriformes, Passeridae.
AUGAAGAAGCACCAGCCGCACUCGGUGCAGGGCACCUUCAGCCGCCUCUUCGGCAAGCGCCACUCCAGCCCCAGCGCCGCGUCGCUUUUCGCCACCAACCCGCCCUGGAUCUUCACGCAGGAGGUGACCUCGGACAGCGCGGGUGGCACCGGUGACGUGAUCGAGGUCUACUACGGUGACAAUCGCUUCGGGACAGUGACAGACCCCGGCACAGCCACGCUCAAACCCCGGCCCAGGGUCCGGCCGCUGCUCACCUUCCUGCCCCUGAACGCUCAAGAAUCCCACGGGGUGGCUGUGCCAACGCCGUCGGUGCCAGAAGACUUUGUGGAGAAGGCAGCUCUUGGCCCUGGCUCCCAGCUCAAUGGCAAUUAUCGCAUGUACAGCUCGGUGGGGGACCUGCGCCCGCAGGCCCUCGAUGGGGAUGCCCUGGAUGAAGAGAUCCCCCCGCCGCCAUCGGUACCCCCACCACCGCCUCCAGCGCCUGUGUCACCCCCUCCGGCCUCGCCGGUCCCGCCGCCCCCCGAAAUGCUGCCACCGCCGCCGCCACUGCCACCCGAGAUGGUGCCACCGCCUCCUGGCGUGGCAGCCCCGCCGCCUCCCGCCUCUGCCCUGCCCUCCCCCAGCACUCCGGCUCCUCCAGACUUCAUCCCGCCGGCCCCGCCGGGCGCCCGGGACCCCGCGCCCUUCGGCAUGUCCAAGUGGAAAUCCGAGACCGUGCUGAACACGAGGCAGGCGGAUGCCGAGGGGCCGCUCUGCGCUGCCGAGGCCGGGGCGCCCGCAGCCCCCAGCCCCAAGGAGAGCCCGCAGCCCAAGCCCGAGCCCCACCUGACCUUCCCCAGGUCGUUCAAGGUGCCGCCGCCGGCCCCGGCGCGCUCCUCGUCCAUCCCGGUGCAGGAGGGCCAGCGCGGGCAGGAGCCCGUGCCCAGGCAGCCUCACGCCCGGCCGCCCCUGCCGCCCUGCUUCACCAUCAGGCCCGCGGGCAGGGCGCGGCCGGGGGAAGGCGAGCAGAGGAGUUCCGGGCUCAGGCAGGGCGGUGGGAAGCCGGCUGUGCCCCCUCCGCUGAGCCCCAAGCCGGGCCCAGGGCUCAGCCAAGGCGCGAAUCCCGCCGGCCGCCGGUCCCCUCUGCCGGGCUCCGAGGGGGAGAAGAUUCCCCAGCUGAAAGCAGCCGGGAGAGACUCCCCUCCAAAAUCUGAACCUCUCACUGCCAACGACCUGGAUCUCCCUCCUCCGGACUACCCGACCUGCGAGGAUGACUGGAAGGAUGCCAACAACCUGAACAAGCUGCGGGACGAGCUCUCGGCCCUGCUGCGCUCCCCGCGCCGGGAGGAGAGGCCGCUGGAGAAGCCGGGUGCUCCCCAGCCCGUGGACGGCGCUCCCAGCCGUGCUGGCAGCCGUGAGCCAGGGCUCAGCGAGCCCCAGCUGGCCAGGAAGGACACGGGGUUAUCCAAGGGGGGGGAGAGUGAGAAGAAAGAGGCGCCCAGCAGCCCCCCCAGCACCAGUGGGAGCUCUCCCAGCACUGCAGUCACCACCCCAGACAGCAACCCUGACACGCAGCCCCGCAGUGUGAUGACCAUCAGGAACGAGCUGGAAGCUGUGCUGUCCCUGAAGAAAGAGGGGAAACCUGCCCCGGGGCUCAGCAGCCAGAAGCAGGGUGUGGAGAAUGGCAUCAGCACCCCACAGGUGAGGAAGAGCCCCCCUGAGCUGAGGAAGAGCCCCCCUGACACGAGGGACUCAGUGGUGCCAAAGCCGGUCCCCAGCCCGCUCCCAGCCCCGGCGGCUGCUGUGAAGGAUGAGACAGAUCACGAGGACCAUCCUGCUCCUGCUGCUGGCAAGGUCACAGAGGACGUGAGCCCUGCUCCUGGGUCCCUCAACAGCAGCGUGAAUCCCCCAGUCCCACCCCAGGGACCGGCAGAGGAGCCCCCCGCUCCCAGCCCCCCCUCAGCCGCCGUGUCCCCUGCACAGAGCCCGGCACCACAGCCCAGCUCGGCCAUCUUCCAGUACAAAGUGCACGGGGCCGGGGCCAGCUCGGCCGAGCCACCCCGUGCCCCGGGCUCCGCUGAGCCCCCCUGCCCCGGGAGCUCGGGCAGGAGCCCCCCGGACCCCUCGGGAGCGGGGCAGGAGGAGGUGCUGAUCCACCCGGUGACGGGGGAGCGCGUGGAGCGCGGCUCGCCCAUGGCUCUGCUGCUGGCCGCCCGGCAGCGUGCCCAGCGGGGCCGCCAGGCCGGGGACGGCGCGGCCGCGCUGAGGGCCAGGCCAGCCCUGCGGCUCAGCAGCGCCUCGUCGGACACCACCUCCACCAGCUUCUUCCGCCACGAGUCCAAGCCCUACUCCUUCACCGUGGUGCCUCGGCCGUCUGCGGCCAGCCCGGUGGGGUCGGGCUGGAGCAAACCCCCCUCCUUCUCCAGCUCCUCGGAGCAGGGCCGGGACGCGCGGGCGGCGGGCGAGGCGCAGCCCCCCGGGCCCCGGCGAGCCGCUGCCUCCAGCCUGCUGCGGGGCCUGCUGGACUCGGGGCAGCCGAGCCAGCCCGGCCCGGCCCGGCCCGGAGCGCCCAGGGAGGAGGAGAACGGGGACACGGCGCUGGACUUCGGCAUUAUCCCCCCACCCCCCGAAUUCAGCAACGAGGCGGACGAGGGUCCCCUCCCGAGUCGGGAGGAGAGCCGCAAGUGCCCCAGCGCCCCCGAGGGCAGCCGGGGCUCGGGAGAGCCGCGCUAUUUCAGGUGGGCUGGCUACAGCCGCAGCUACGGGGGCAAGCAGGAGCCGGCAGCUCCGCUGCCCUUGGAGAAGAGCUGGAGGAACGGCGACUUCACGCCGCAGUACCCGGAGUACAGCGGCUCCUCCGGCUUCCCCAGCCACGGCCCCAACCCGCGCCCGCUGAUCAAGAAGCGCCUGUACAUGUCGGAGCCUGACAGCUCCUACCCCCGGGCGGCCGCAGCCCCCCGGGCCUCGGGCACCCUCUCCUCCACCCUCUCCUCCUACGGCCCCGGGGGGUUCGGCUCCACGGCCGGGGAGGGGUCUCGCCGCCCGGGCCCUGGCCACAGGAACGGCCCCUCGAGCGCCCAGGCCAGGCGGGCGUCCACGGACGCUGCUGGGAAAGCCGCAGCGUUCGGCGGCACCGCGGCUGAGGCCAAGUACAAGGGGCAGAACGGGGACUUCUCGCCCGCCGGCGUGCUGACGGCCAGCAGGCCUGCCCACGGCACCUCGCACUACGGCGGACCCUCCAACACCUUCACGGUCCGGCCCGGGACCCGCCAGCCCAUCUCCUACGCCUACCAGAGCCACCGGUAG